Notothenia coriiceps (black rockcod) is the source of this 3197-nucleotide messenger RNA. It is a transcript of the gene capn3b, whose product is annotated as calpain 3b. Gene Ontology annotation, molecular function: calcium ion binding; calcium-dependent cysteine-type endopeptidase activity. The record is from RefSeq and is a predicted model, not a curated record. The transcript has 23 exons. The coding region runs from base 203 to 2512 and encodes 769 amino acids. Gene Ontology annotation, cellular component: cytoplasm. Lineage: Eukaryota; Metazoa; Chordata; Actinopteri; Perciformes; Nototheniidae. Gene Ontology annotation, biological process: negative regulation of apoptotic process; proteolysis.
GAGUGAAAGUGGUGAGUGUACAUGAGUAGUGACAACAUUUACAGCAAAAUAAGGAACUAGAAGUGAUCAUCAGAGUCAGGGAGGACACAGGAAGUCUCCUUGGGCUGUUUUGCAAGUCCAUGCUCUGUUACUGCCAGUAAGGAGUUUUUUUUGCACUUUAUAAACUGAUUUUGAAAAACAGGAACUGGCCUUUGCUGACAAUAUGGGGGACGAGCAACAUAGAGAGCCUGUUAUUGAAGAUAUACAGGUGAAAGUGCUUUAUGAAAAUGAAGCAUCAUCUGGGCCCGAUGAGAAGGCUGCCUACCCUCCUGUUGGAACUAACUCCAUCUACUCUGCCAUUCUGAGCCGAAACGAGGCUGUCAAGGAUGCCACGCGACUAAAGACCUUUUUGGAACUUCGAGACAAAUACGUGAAGAAGAAGGUGGUGUUUGAAGACCCCCUGUUUUCUGCAAAUGACUCCUCACUCUUUUACAGUCACAAACCCACCAUGAAGAUUGAGUGGAAACGUCCCUCGGAAAUAUGUGACGACCCCCAGUUCAUUGUAGAUGGAGCCAACAGGACAGACAUCUGUCAAGGAACAUUAGGUGACUGCUGGCUGCUCGCUGCCAUCGCCUGCCUCACUGUGAACGAGAAGCUGCUGUACAGAGUGAUCCCCCCCGACCAGAGCUUCACCGAAAACUACGCCGGCAUCUUCCAUUUCCAGCUGUGGCGUUAUGGAGAAUGGAUCGAUGUGGUGGUGGACGACCGUAUCCCCACCUGCAACAACCAGCUGGUCUUCACCAAAUCUUUCAGGAAGAACGAGUUCUGGAGCGCUCUUCUGGAAAAAGCUUAUGCCAAGUUGCACGGAUCGUAUGAAGCCCUUAAAGGGGGCAACACUUUGGAGGCCAUGGAGGAUUUCACCGGAGGGGUUACAGAGUACUUUGAGUUGUCUGAAGCCCCCAAAGAGCUCUACAGCAUCAUGAGGAAGGCGCUGGACAGGGGCUCGCUGAUGGGCUGCUCCAUAGAUAUCACUUCAGCCAAUGAGAUGGAGUCUCGGACUGAACAGGGUCUGGUCAAAGGUCAUGCUUACUCCAUCAUAGGCCUGGCAGAGUGUGACGAGGUGGCAAAGGAUACCAAGAUUCGCCUGAUUCGCUUACGCAAUCCCUGGGGCUGGGUGCUGUGGAAAGGACCAUGGAGUGCAAAUUCAAAGGAAUGGUCGACCAUUUCCACGGCUGAAAAGGAAAACCUAAAAAAACAGACUGUAGAGGAGAGUGAGUUCUGGAUGGCUUUUGAUGAAUUCAAGAAGAACUUCACAAAGCUGGAAAUGUGUAAUCUGACUCCCGACACCUUGCAGUGUGAGGAGAGGACCAGUUGGACAGUGUCGGUCAACGAGGGUCGCUGGGUGCGAGGCAGCUCUGCCGGCGGCUGCAGGAACAACAAAAACACUUUCUGGACGAACCCUCAGUAUCGGUUGCAGCUGUCCGAGGAGGACGACGACCCUGAGGACCGCCAGGCGGCCUGCACCGUGGUCGUGGCUCUGAUGCAGAAAGGUCGCAGGAUGCAGCGCCACCAAGGGGCCAAGUUCUUCACCAUUGGAUUUUCCAUCUACGAGGUGCCCAAGGAGAUGCUUGGACAGAAUCAACACCUGCAGAAGGACUUCUUCCUGUACAACGCCUCCAAAGCUAAAUGUAAGACCUACAUUAACCUGCGCGAGGUGACGGAGCGCAUCCAUCUUCCUCCAGGAGAGUACGUCAUCAUCCCCACCACCUUUGAAGCCCAUCAGGAGGGGGAGUUCAUCCUCAGGGUCUUCUCUGAGAAGCAGAACAUUACCGAGGAGGAGGAUAGCGUUGGGUCUGACAAAACACAGCAAGACACGAAAAAGAAGGAGAAGCCUAUUGUAUUUGUGUCAGACAGAGCAAAAGCCAACAAAGAAAUCGAGCAUGACGGCAUUCGGGGAGAGAAGAAGAACAAGAAGCCCAAGAUAAAUCUACUCCAAGAAGAGGAGGAGACUGAGGAGGAAAAAAGGUUCAGAGCCAUUUACCAAACGAUUGCUGGAGAUGACAUGCAGAUCUGCGCUAACGAACUCAAGACGGUCAUGAAGAACGUGCUCUCUAAACAUAAUGACAUAAAGACAGAGGGUUUCAGCCUUGAGACAUGUCGGAGUAUGAUCGCCUUGAUGGAUACUGAUGGUACGGGGAAGCUGAACCUGCAGGAGUUCAAACACUUGUGGAAAAAGAUCAAGGAGUGGCAGCUGAUCUUCAGAAAAUACGAUAAAGACAAAUCUUGCUCCAUCAGUAGUUUUGAGAUGAGGAACGCUGUUAAUGAUGCAGGGUUCCACCUGAACAAACAGCUGUAUGACAUCAUAGCCAUGCGCUACGCGGACGAACACCUCAACAUCGACUUCGACAGUUACAUCUGCUGCUUCGUGAGACUAGAGGGCAUGUUCAGAGCUUUUAACGCCUUCGACAAAGACGGAGAUGGAGUAAUAAAGCUCAAUGUGCUGGAGUGGCUUCAGCUGACCAUGUAUUCUUAAGUGACCUUCCCGAGCGCUGACACGUGGAGCUGAUGUUCAUGACUUCAGACUUCAUCUCUUCUUGCACAUACUUUUUGCGACAUCUAAAUCUUUUUCACAAAUCAGAUGUUUGAUUGCGAAUCAUAUCCGGAUUUGAUGUGGAAUUUAGAUUUCUCAGAUCAUUCAAACUAUGAUGGUGUAAAUGUAAGGUCAAUGUUAUGUCACUUAUGUUAAUGUGUCAGCAUCAAUCAUGUUUUGGGCAGUGACGUUGUUAAGAAUAUUUGGUUUGCAAUGCUAAAACUUUGGGUAUCAUUGUUAAGUAAUGUUUGAAUAUGAACCAAAAUGUAACCUUUUGUAUGACAGCAUUUUUAGAGAAUAUAUAAUGUUUUCAAAAAAGCAGAGGAACAUUUUCUAGAUUAUAUUUUUUACUGCUGUACACAUACAGUAGGUAUGAAACACAAAUCAAAUACACACUGUACAGUGGACAGUAUAACAUAGAAAAAUGAAGGCAUGACUUUAAAACGGCUCUCUUAGAAGGUACUCUGGACAGUUUGGUCUUACAACUUUCACCUCCACUUCUUCCAUUGCCAAAAACAAAGUUCUCAAACAUAUGAAGGGAUACAGGGGACAAGUACGAUGCCUACCGUUCAUCUCUGAAAUGUAACAAUGUAAAAGUGAUCAAUAUGUAAUGAAGCAUAAGACAACA